GCAGGUAACAACUAUACCACAAGGGCAGGAAUUUUCAACUUCUUCUUACAAAGGAAUUACCCCCGAGCCAAAAGAAGAACGGACCACAGUAACACAUCCUAAAAAGAAAAUGACAAUUUCUAAUGAAGGGAAAACAAAUUCAGCGAAAGAGGGAGGAACAUCAUCUACACCAACGGAGAGUCAUUCCAUAAGAUCUCCCGUGACUCUUCCUGGUGUUCCAAUCGAAGUAUCGUCCAAAACCAUCUCGGAAACGGAGCUAGAGGUGUCCUGGAUGCCACCACAUGAGGGACGCGCAAACAUUUUGUUCUACAGAGUCAAAGUUAUCGACGUCAGUGGGGGCGGGCUUACAAGAAUAAUCCAAGUGCCGCAGUACGUUCAGUCAGUCACGGUCGACUCCCUUAAUCCGGACACGGAGUACUUGUUUGCAGUAUCAGCUGGCAAUCAACAUGGAAUUGGACCAUUGUCGGAGGAAAUGUCUGGGCGAACGAAGGCCAUAAUAGCAAGAAUAGAACCCACAAAGGACACUGAAGUGCAAAGUACGAGUCAAGAGGAGCCAGUCGUAAGACUCUCUCACCGCACAGACUUUGUCGUUGCCGGAAUGGACAAGAGUACCAGAGCCAUAUGUUUUGUGAGUGGACAGGAAUUUAUUGGUUGGUUUAAAUCAACUGGGGAACAAAUCAUUGGCACAAGUCCCAACCACAGAAUGUACGUGGAGGACGAAGAUGACAGCUAUUCGCUUGUAAUCCGCAGGCUUAUGCAAUCUGAUGGCGGGGAAUACGUUUGCCGUGGAACCAAAACGAGUGCAACUUAUUCGCUCUACGUCGAAUUUUCUGUGGAGGAUCCUCCAGACGUUCAAAACUUAUGGUUAAACCAAGAAGGUGAGAUAUUUGUCGGUGUCAAGAUUGGGUACCCGGCUCCGGAGUAUCUCUGGCAGAAAAAUGGAGUCAAACUUGACGCAAACUCAGGUCGAUUUCGUCUCCUACCCGAUGGAACCAUCAAAAUUAGUAAAGUGUCCGCCGAAGAUGCUGGAGAUUAUAAAGUGAGAAUAUCUCAAUUGAACAGACGACGGGAAACCACUGAAACAAUUAAAGUUAGGAUUUUUGACCCUCCGCAGAUCGACACCACAAAGCCAGCGGAACGCAACCUCACCUUUGGCUAUCCAACGACAUUAGAAUGUUUAGUUUCCGGUAUUCCCAAACCGGAAGUCACAUGGACCGGCCCAAAUGGAGAGACGGUCAUAGGGUCUGAGCAACGCAUUUCAUUUCAAAGCGACGGUAGUUUAAAGAUAUUUCAAGUAAACUUGAUGGAUAUGGGCAGAUGGACCUGUGAGGCGAUAAAUUCUGUGGGAAGUGCCAGCCGACAGAUUGAGGUUCAGGCGAUUUAUAUGCCGCCGGAGAUUCAUCAGCUUUCAAACAUCACCGCAAAUGAAGGAGAUUCUAAAUCAUUGAAAUGCACCGCUACCGGUUUCCCUCUCCCGAAAGUGAUUUGGCUUAGGGACAACAAAGAAUAUCCAGGACAGAUGAAAAAACCUGGCGAGAGCGUGUUGAACCUGGAUGAUCUCGGCUUAGACGACAUCUCGAAGUUUAUUUGUGAAGCUUCUAAUGCAGCAACGGACGAGGAAGGAGAAAUUAUUGUCAAGACAGUUGCUGUUGAUCUCUUUGUUAUGGUUCAACCAAGGCCAUACGAUUCAAACCUGGUCAAAGAACCCGUAUAUAGUGAACUCGGGAGCCCAGUCCCCGUCCGAUUGGCCUGUGCAUUUACCGGUUACCCUCCCCCUGAGGUGCGGAUCACAAAGAAUGAUGAUAGUGUGGUGAAUGGCAUAGAAUCAGUUUGGAUUGACAUCGUAACAGAUAGCCUCGAUGAUUACGGAGUGUACCACUGUGUCGCCGAGAAUGUGGUCAGUCUUUCCAAGUUAAAUUAUACCUUCGAAGUCAAGAGAUCAGAGGCUCCGAAGUUUACGUUAGAGCCCAAGGUCCCCUCUGGAAAUCUAACCGCAGGCUUUCCAGUGACCAUGACAUGGAACGUUUCCGGUAUUCCAAAACCGGAAAUGAGAUGGAAGAGCCCUUCGGAAGGAUAUGUAACUUUGGUCAAUCCUCGCUUUUUGUUGAGUCAAAGAAAUCUUACCAUUAAAACAUUGGAGGAAAAAGACGCUGGAAUUUGGACGAUAGAGGCGACAAAUAGCUUGAAAACCACGAAAGUUCAGGUGGAAUUCGGCACAAUAUUUGUGUCGCCCCAGAUCAAGCCGAUACCUGAUGUGGUGGCAUAUGAAGGGGAAAAUACUACGCUGACCUGCACUGCUUCUGGAGUCCCGACCCCGGAUGUAAAAUGGAUAUCAGAGGGAAAGGAGUUUUUUGAUGAGCAGAAAUCACCUGGUAAGAGUGAGAUAACUCUGCUGAACCUGGGAUUGGAAGACAACUCGCAAUUUAUUUGUGAAGCGAAAAAUGGAGCACAAGACGACAAAGGGAAGGAGCUGGUUGAUGUGCAAAGCAUGAAACUUAUCGUCAAAGUUGAACCUAAACCAGCGGAUAGUACCCAUCGCGCCAAGCCUGUUCUUUCCUACAUUGGAAACCCUGAACCUUCAGUCUUCAACUGCGAGUUCAGCGGUUAUCCGCCUCCUGAUGUAAGAAUCUUGAAGGAUGGUCAAGUUUUGGCUUAUGGCGAGGAUUCACUUUCGUACAGCGUUAGCGUUGAUAGCGUAGAUGACUUCGGUGAAUAUGUCUGCAUGGCCGAAAACGAAGUAGGGAAAUCCAAGAAGAACUACACCUUUGAGAUACGAUCUUCAGCCGCACCAAGCAGCCCAAGAGACUUCACCGGGGAACCAACAUGCGACAGCGUGGUCUUAAGCUGGAGCCACCCAGACGACAGUGGGGGAUUUCCUGUCAUAAGCUACGUUAUCACUUACAGCAAUAACACAGUGGUCAUCUCCUCUGACCUAACUGACUUCAUCAUUGACAACUUAAAACACGGCACAACAUACAAAAUCGGUAUACAAGCUAGAACAGAAGCCGGCAUCGGGAAAGAAGCAAAUGUUGAAGUGAAGACGACACAGUUUUGCCAAGUGUCAUCUUGCGUAAACGUACUUGAAGAUGGAGAUCUAUACACUUUAAAUGCCAGUCAGGGUCUCUGGCCCAGAGAUGGAUUUUGCCGAGCACUGAGUGCGCACAGAGCAUCGGAGCCUGACAUGUAUAGGCUGUCCGCUGACUAUUAUAUCCCUGGCACUAAAGGCUCAAUGGUGGUUACCUACGUGGGUGUGUUCUUUAACGCUCAGAAUGAGGACAACUUUGAUUUUAUAUUCUUCAGGGUUGGAGCAAGUGACAACCCGUGCUUCCAAACUGGUGAGAUCCAGCGAGGCCGGCUGAACUGGUAUGGUUCCCAGGUCGGCUCCUGUCCGCACGGCCCACCUCGCAAUGCACGAUGGAUACACAUUACACUCGAGGUCCGAAAGUCUGAAGUUUCAGUUUUCCUAGAAGGAGUUCACGUGACUUCUUUUCGAGGCCACUUCCCUCCUAAAGGUGCUGGGGGUGUGUUAUUGGCUAAUCGCCAUGGAAGUGUUGUAAGGUUCAAGAACUUUAUCAUCAACGAUAUACCUUCUUUGCCGUUUGAAACAAAGAGUUGUGCUACAAUGCAGGAUAACACAAAGUACUACUCCAUGAUAAGUCAAGGCGACUUCUGGUCGCAAGGAUUCUGCCGCGCUCUUCUGAAAAAUGUCAACUUGGAGGAGACAUCUACUUAUCAAGUGUCCGUGGACUUGUUCAGUGAUCUGGGUUGGAGUGGCGACAGGAUUGCAUAUCUUGGAAUUAUUUUCAAUGCCCGUGAUAUCAAUAAUGCUGACUUCAUUUACUUCAGACCUUACUGGAAGGAUCACUGUUACCAAACAGGAUACAUGAUGGGCGGACGGCAGAGGAGAGAAGGAGCCAAAACCGGGCCCUGUUCCUGCACCGUAGCAGGCGGGAAAUGGUUUAAUGUCCGCCUGGAAAUCCGCAGUAACAUCGUAAGCGUUUUCAUGAACGGCCUAGCUGCUGCAACUUUUAAAUCGCAUUUUCCUUCCACCAACAAAGGUACUGGUGUUCUUGUAACGGGCGGUUGCCGGAAGUCCAUUCGUUUCAGGAACUUUACCGUGAAAUCGCUUCCGUUACUGCCUUUUACUUCCAAGAAUUGUCAGGGCGCAAGGGAUUCUGGGAGCUAUUUCACCUUAAUGGCUUAUCCCGGAAUUGAAGACACUACUCAACCCGGUGUGUGCCGCGCAGUGUACCCGAAAAAUGUCCUGGGCACUAGUUACGUCAUCAGCGUCAGUUUUUAUGUUCAGGGGAGUCUGCUGGGUGGAAAGUAUGGCGUCAUGUUUAAUGUGAAGAACGCUGACAGCUUCGAGUUUGUUUACUUCCGACCCUACAACCGCGAUGACUGCGUUCAAAUAGGGUACCUUCAAGGCACCAAAAUCAACGAAGGGGAACGAAGAAAACCGAAAUCCCUGACAUGCUCAUACGGAUUCAUGCGGGGUGGAAGUUGGUAUGAUGUGCGCCUCAAGGUCAACGGAAGCGAAGUAAAGGUUCUCAUAGAUGAUGUAGUGGUCGCCGUUUUCAAGAGUCGAUUCCCGACUAUUGGGCGCGGAGGAGUCAUGGUGGCCAGCGGUUACAAGCGAAGAAUAAACUUCAAAGACUUUCGCAUAUUGUAAUUAUAUCAGUGAAGAGCUGUGAAUAUUUACCCAAUCCUUGGCUAUAAUGUGGCUUUGAGAAAAUCUCACGUCCCUUUUCUAAGGGAAACGGGUCGCGAUUGGAAGUUGAGUGCGACAUGUACCUCGCAAACGGCAGUUUCAAUUUAUCUGAAAGGCAUUUGAAUUUUCUUUAUUCGGGAAUAUUAAACCGAUACAAAUAGUGAACCUCUUAAUUUUCCUUGAAUAGAGUUUCUUGCCCUUUAGAAAAAUAUGCAAUUAGAAUUUCAGGUUAAAAAAAGUUAAAGGAGUUUUAUUAUGUGAUG
Molecule: messenger RNA, 4974 nt
Organism: Pocillopora verrucosa
Lineage: Eukaryota; Metazoa; Cnidaria; Anthozoa; Scleractinia; Pocilloporidae
Product: matrix-remodeling-associated protein 5
Biological process (GO): homophilic cell-cell adhesion; synapse organization
Cellular component (GO): neuronal cell body; axon; plasma membrane
Molecular function (GO): axon guidance receptor activity; protein binding
Source: RefSeq, a predicted model, not a curated record